AUGAAUCCACCUACCGACACUAGUAGCAACGGUGAUCCAGGCUCAUCGUCAACGCCCACUGCCAAUACUUCAGCAACCGCCACCGCUGCCACGGCCACCGUCCGCCGAGCUAGGCCCACUACCCAGCCAUCAACGAACCGCCGUCUGGAGGUUAUAGACCUUGACACCAUCGUCCUCUGGGUUCCGGAUCCAAACACCCCUCUCAACGCCGACGACGACACCCUCGCUUAUUUCGACGCUGGAGAGGUUGACACAGACUUCGACGAGCACGUCGAAGAGGAAGGCGAACCAGCCAUGAUGGGAGAGAAGCGCGGUUGGGAAGACGCCGAGACGAUGCAACUUGCUUGGGUUCGUCACGAUAAGGACGAGGAGUACCGCAGUCAAAGCCGCCUACAGGGGCAAAACCGCGACGUCACGCUGUGGGAGGAGCUGAAGAAGCGCCAUCCGCAAUUCCGUCAUAAGUUUCAGGCGGUAAAAUCUAAGUUGUUUCGAAUGGAGGCACACUACCGCAAAGUGCGCGCCCUUUUGCUGGAGCCCUCUGGCAAGGGUCGCCCGAUCAAAAUUCCUAUUUAUUAUGAAGUUUAUGAUCGUGUUAUGGGUGACCGUGCCAACGCGAGGCCCCCGGCUCUUGCAGGAAGUCUUCCAGGCGCUAACGUCGUGCGCACACCGCCUACUACCCCAGGCAUAGCAGGUAUGUUGCAUGGGCGUAUUAAGAGCAACAAAAUUGCAUUAAGCACGGCUGCACGAGUACAACGUACAAUCCACACAGUUGCUCUAGCCUCGUUAUCUCACCCCACCCCAAUUUCAUGUGAUCGGCCUUUGCAGAUCACGGUCUGA
Closterium sp. Yama58-4 is the source of this 837-nucleotide messenger RNA. The record is from the annotation of a GenBank genome assembly. NCBI's taxonomy places the organism in Eukaryota, Viridiplantae, Streptophyta, Zygnematophyceae, Desmidiales, Closteriaceae.